UUAAUGUGGCAUCAUUCAAAUAAAAAACUUGACCAACGACAAAUAAGGAUUCACGAUUUGUUUUCAACUAUGGAGAAAUAAUUAUUUAAUAAUACUGUUUGCUUGAAGAAUGUUCAAAAAACAUUAUUUUGGGGUUUAUUCGUAUGUUAGACUGCAUAAGCUAUCCUGCGCACAUCUAAUUAUCAUUUAUCUGACGUCCGCACGUAGCACGAUUCUCUUCUAUUUUUUCGGUUCUUAAAUGUUUUUAACUUUCCCGUCAUGUCCGCUGCAAGGUGCCCUCCAUCUUGAAAAAGAAGAAGUUUCAAAAAUCCGCGAAAAAUCUCCGAGUGUACAGUUAUAACCGGGGACACAGCUGCAGCUUUCGUCAGGAAAUUAAUCCCCGCCAGGCUCGACCAAUAGGAGCAGAGCUGUGACAAAUCUGACCAAUGAGAGAAGAGAGCGGGAAGGAUCCCGGGGAGCGGCUUAACCCGGUUCUCAGUCUGGUUGUAAGCCGAGUGCUGUGCGGUUGUAAAGCAACGGUGGUCCGGACGUGAUCAAAUUCUCAAUUGGGGUUUAAAGCCACAAUCGGCAAAAUGUCUUGACAUUUAUAACUGCGAGGAUUUAUUGGAUGUGAAUCGCGGAUUAUUUAUAUGUGAUGUAAAGGAAUUAAGGAUAAUUUCAACACCUACCCAACAUUCAAGGGUUAAUAAUGCAAGGGGAGGGCGGCCACCCUGCCUAUCCUCAUCAUCAUCUUCCCAUGGAUCUUCACGUUCCUCAACAUUUUCCAUAUUAUGCAGGGUGUAUUAUGGAUAACCAGGCAAUGUUUACAGCACAACAGAUGCAGUACAAUAAGAUUUAUGCGGCAGGGAUUGAUCCAACAGCAAGGAGAAUGGAUGAAUUAUCUGAACAGAACUCUUUAAAUUCAAGAUAUGGUCAUCAUCCAAUUCUUGAGUUAAGAAAGGAGAAGUCACGUGAUGCAGCGAGGUCUAGAAGAGGAAAGGAAAACUAUGAAUUCUACGAGCUCGCUAAGAUGCUUCCACUACCCGGAGCUAUUACGUCACAGCUUGAUAACGCUUCUAUUAUGGGCCUCACAUCACAGUUGGACAAAGCGUCGAUUGUACGGCUCACAAUCGCGUAUCUGAGGUUGCGCGAUUUUGCAAAUCACGGUGAUCCCCCCUGGAACAGAGAUGGACGAUUUGAUGGGAAAGCAACUUUAAAAAGAUCUAGUCUACGACGCGGUCCACUUGGUGGAGGGCUUGCCAUGGAUAUUUUCGAGGAGCAUGAAGGAACACAUAUCCUUCAAUCUCUUGAUGGAUUUGCCAUAUCACUUGCUUCCGAUGGUCGGUUCCUUUAUAUAUCAGAAACUGUAUCAAUCUAUCUAGGCCUUUCUCAGGUUGAAUUGACCGGAAGUAGUGUGUUUGAUUACGUACAUCAAGCUGACCACGCCGAGCUAGCUGAGCAGAUAGGCGUUACCCUUGCCAGUCCGGGAGACAGUCCUACACAGACGGAGGAGGGGGCGGGGGGGCAGGGAGGUGCUGUCCCCCCUAUCCCCGAUGGUAAGCCUUUGUGCUAUCCUGUCACCACCUGUAUGUCAAAUACUCGGGAAGACAAGCACGGAAAGCCUAGUUACGACCGGGCUUUUUGUAUCAGGAUGAAAUCUACCCUUACAAAACGUGGCUGCCAUUUUAAGUCUUCUGGUUACCGUGUUGUUUUAAUACUGGGUAAACUACGGCCACAGUACUCCUACUCCCAGCCCAAGAAAUCAGUUCCUAUCAUGGGAUUCAUCGGCCUCGCUAUCGCCCUCCCUCCCCCCAGCGUCCACGAGGUUCGCCUCGAGACCGAUAUGUUUGUCACGAGGCUGGCCUUCGACUUUAAAAUUGCACAUUGUGAACCCAAGGUUGCUGAAUUACUUGAUUACACUGCGGAUGAUCUAACAGGGAAAUCUAUGUAUGCUUUGUGCCACGCUGGAGAUGUGGAUAAAAUUAAACAAACUCACACUGAUCUGAUCAAGAAGGGACAAGUGAUGUCAAUGUACUACAGAUUUAUGAACCGACGAGGUGGGUAUACCUGGGUGCAGACCUGUGCUACCUUGGUUUGUAACACGAAGAACAGCGAGGAGCAGACAAUCAUCUGCGUUAACUAUGUACUCAGUGGACCCCAGUACGCAAAUAUUAUCAUGGAUAAACAGCAGAUUGAUGAUGGUGAUGUGAACGUAAAACCAGAUUUGGAUUUGGAAACAACAGCAACAACAACAACAACAGCUUCCCCUGCUAGUGUCAGAGGUUCUGAUUACACUGUCAAUGUAGAAGAGAGACUGGAAUAUCAGCCAUUUGCUGAGGAUUCUGCAGCCAUUGACCAGAGGUUAGGCAAGACUCCUGUGGCGACCCCCCAUUCUGGAGUAGGAUCUCCCCCUGGGACCCCAAACCUCUCCAACCCUGCUGUAGAGGAUACAGCCGAGGAUUCGGCCUCGUCACCCCAAAUAUCUAGUCCAAACUCUCUACCAGAUCAGAACUCAAACAGUGUCCGAGAUCUAGAAAAUGCUAUGACAAAACAUCUUCCGAAGAAAAAGCCCUGCCUUCAGCUUCCCAUCCCCUCCACCUCAAGCUUGGAGGCCAGCAACCUCAUCAAACAGUUCUACUCUCGGCAGUCUGGCUACCUGGAUAUAGAUCCAGAAAACCAGUUUUUAAACUACGCCCGGCUAGGGUAUCCAACUGCACCUGCGCAACCGCUUCCUCUCAAACCGAAUGUGUACACUAUGAGUGGAACAGUUGGUGCAACUCUUGAACCAGCUUACACAGGGUUUCAUGAUCAAACUUUAUAUUCUCAUCCUUCAUCAUUCCAUCUUCAUAAUAGGGGACAGACAUGGUAUACAGGGAAUUAGUUUUAGUAGUUAUUUGUCAGUAUAAACUUGCUAUAAUAUAUAGAUUAAUCACUUGAUUAAACAAAUACUAUCCAUCAUUAUAGGACACUUAGUUAAAAUAUGAAUUGAUUCGUUUACUUUUAUCAACUCUGUAGUACCAGGACAUAACUGAUGCCAUUGAUUACUCUUUUUAUAUACAGCUACAACUUGUAGAUCGACUUUUUCUCUAAUUUUGUUAUACAACUACAGCUUGGAGGUCUACUUUUCUCUAAUUUCUCUAAUUUUGGACGUGAAAACUAAAUUAUUUCUGUUUUUAACAUUUACUUUUUUUAUGGUUAAACUUUGAUAUAUAUUUACAUUUAAAACACUCUAGGAGAUCGACUAUGUUAUUAUAAACUGUAAAAGUUAAAAAAUAUGAAAAUGUAUUUUUUACAUUUUAAAAUUCCUUUCAUCUUUAUCAUAGCCAUUUCUUUUAAAGAGUUGUACAGCCAAUUUUUUGCUCAGUUUAUAGAAUUCAUUCAGACGACAUAUCCAUUCAUACAUAACAAAUUAUAUAUCUACAUGUACUUUUCUGGUGAGGAAGAAUUGUAAAAAAAAAAUAUUUUUCUCUUCGUUAUUUUGAUUUGUGAUACAAUCUGUGAUUUUGGAUUUAAUUUUUAAUGAUUUAGCUUCUAAUCGAGCUAAAUCUGCUUUAUGCCGCAAAGUAGGGUAAACGGAACUUUUGUGUGAAGUAUAGUUAAUCUUGGAGCUUGAUCUUGAUAUCCAAUGUGGGAACUCUCAAUUUUAAGAAUUAAUGCUUGAUUCCUCAAUUAUAGUUAUCCCUGCAGGGUUUGACCAUAAUGGGAUAUCAAAGAAUUAAAAUAAUCUGUUAAUCUGCUUAAGAUGGGGAUUAAUGAUCCCGAGAUUAACAACACACAAGUUCUGACUUCUGAUGAUAUUAGAGAACAGUUUCUUUAUGUUAAAUUUGCUUGACAAGCCUCUUCUCCAGAUAUAGUUAUCUUUAUUCUUUAUUUGAGUUUAUAUAGUUGAAUUAUUUAAAUAUGUUUUCGUAGUUUUAUUGGUCGUAUGUUAGACGGGAUUAUGUCGCAGUGGUUCAGGGGUAGUCCUAAUCUACUAAAUAGUUUUUAAAUAUUCUUUUUUGUCUGAACCAUUGACAGUUUGUGAUUAAAAUACGUGAUUUAGCUUUUUAUAUAAGUCAUACACAACCAAAGAUCUUGAAUUUGUAGGAAUUAACCUUCUGUUAAACUGUUUUAAGUCAAAUAAAACAUAAACUUUA
Molecule: messenger RNA, 4115 nt
Organism: Eurytemora carolleeae
Lineage: Eukaryota; Metazoa; Arthropoda; Copepoda; Calanoida; Temoridae
Product: protein trachealess
Exons: 19
Coding region: 689-2860 (723 amino acids)
Biological process (GO): regulation of transcription by RNA polymerase II
Molecular function (GO): RNA polymerase II transcription regulatory region sequence-specific DNA binding; DNA-binding transcription factor activity, RNA polymerase II-specific; protein dimerization activity
Source: RefSeq, a predicted model, not a curated record